UUCUAUUUAGCAGCAGAAAACAUUCCUCCCUGAAGCAGUGGAGCCCAGCCCCUUUUUUCCCCACACUGCCUUGGAGCAAAUAAUACGUUUUUUUUUUUUUUCUUUAGUAACUUUUUCUGAGCUUACAAAAAGAGGAGCGGUGGAGGCUGUGAGGGCAGAAGGUGUUUCUCCUCUCCCACCGACAGAUCAGAAAACACCCGGGAAUCCUCCAUUUGAUCCUCCUGCUGGUUUCAUUUUUUAGCCACUUGCUGAGAGGACGGAUAAAAAAAGAGAGUGGGGCUCUCAGAGAGAGGUCGGCCGUUUUUUUUUUUCCUUUUCUUCGCGACAGCCACAUUAACCUACCAUGUCCCUGAGAGGUGAAGUGUGUGUGGUGACCGGAGCCUGUGGAUUCCUGGGAAAGAGGCUGGUGAGGCUGCUGCUCGAGGAGGAGAAAACGGCCGAGAUACGACUGCUGGACAAAAACGUACGGCUGGAUGUGCUACAGAGCCUGGAGGACUGUAGAGGCGAGACGAAACUGUCCGCGUACGAGGGGGACAUCAGGGACGGCGUCUUCCUCAGAAAGGCCUGUCGAGGAGCGUCCACCGUCUUCCACAUCGCGUCCAUCAUCGAUGUGACCGACUCGGUGGAGUACAGCGAAAUGUUCGGGGUCAACGUCACAGGAACGCAGCUGCUCCUGGAGGCGUGCGUCCAGGAGAACGUGACCUCCUUCAUCUACACCAGCACGGUGGAGGUGAUGGGGCCCAACCCGCGGGGCGAUCCCAUCGUGGACGGCGGCGAGGACACGCCCUACGACAGCCGCCUCAAGUUCAACUACAGCAAGACCAAGAAGGAGGCCGAGGACAGGACCCUGCGGGCCCACGGCGAGCUUCUGCCGGACGGCUCCCGGCUGGCCACCUGCGCCCUGCGGCCCAUGUACAUCUACGGGGAGGGCUGCCGCUUCCUGCUGGGCCACAUGGCCGACGGGGUCCGGGCCGGGGGGGUCCUGUACCGCAUGUCGGCGAGGGGCGCCCUGGUCAACCCCGUCUACGUGGGCAACGUGGCGGCCGCCCACCUCCAGGCCGCCCGCAGCCUCCGGGACCCCCGCAGGAGGAGCUCCGUCGGGGGGAAGUUCUACUUCGUUUCGGACGACACGCCGCCCGUCAGCUACUCGGACUUUAACCACGUGGUGAUGCGGCCUCUGGGCUUCGGCAUCCCGGAGAAACCCCUGGUGCCUCUGCCCGUCUUCUACCUGUUCUGCCUCCUCAUGGAGGCGCUGUGCGCGGUGAUCCGGCCCUUUAUCCGCGUGGUGCCGCCCCUGAACCGGCAGCUGCUCACCAUGCUCAACACCACCUUCACCUUCUCCUACCAGAAGGCCAAGAAAGACCUGGGGUACGAGCCCAGACACGGCUGGGACGAGGCCCGCAAACGCACCACCGAGUGGCUCGCCUCGAAGCUGCCCGGGGAGAGGGAGCGGAUACUUUCUAAAUGAGAGCCGCCCGGAACCAGAAACAACUGCUUUUUGCGCGAUUGGGUUUUCGCGCAAUCGCGGAAAUGUGAAGGAGUCUUCUAGAAGCGUUCAUUUAAAGCUGCGUUUGAGGGAUUUUAAUAGAUGUCUUUGCUUAAUUAGCCUCCAACAGUCCCAGUUGGAGGGCAGUUUCCGCUGCUUUUGUUUUAUUUCUAAUUGUUGCCUCACAGAAAAACAGAAACUUUGAUAACACUGGUGUAAAAUCAGGGAGGUUGAACAUAAGUCCCAGUACGUGAGUAAGACAAGGUUAGGCCUGUGAAUAUCUUUAAAAACUACUGUGUUUACUGCU
Molecule: messenger RNA, 1793 nt
Organism: Menidia menidia (Atlantic silverside)
Lineage: Eukaryota; Metazoa; Chordata; Actinopteri; Atheriniformes; Atherinopsidae
Source: the annotation of a GenBank genome assembly